This is a messenger RNA of Thlaspi arvense, 1617 nucleotides long. NCBI's taxonomy places the organism in Eukaryota, Viridiplantae, Streptophyta, Magnoliopsida, Brassicales, Brassicaceae. The record is from the annotation of a GenBank genome assembly.
GGGGUUACAGUUAUUAAAAUGGAAUAUCCGAAGAAAUAACUAAACGGGAUUUGAGUUUGGGAAACGUGCCCAUUUUGGAAAGACGAAAAUCUCACGCUUUCUCUAUCAUCGUUCGUCGUCCGUCUGUUUCUUUUAAUGGUGCGGAGAAGUCUUAGCGGUUUCAAUGGGAGGAUCAGAGAACACACCAAGAACAGAAUAACCAUAAGAACAAUCUCCACCAAACCCAUCUUCAAAGUUUUCUUCUUUUCCCCUUUUCUCUCUCUCUCUCUCUCUCUCUCUCUCUCUCUCUCUCUCUCUCUCUCUCUCUCUCUCUCUCCCUCUCUCUCUCCUUUUGACCAUCGCUGAAUCUCCAUUUGCAUGCUUACCCCGAUUGAGAAAUUCUCAUCACGCAUUCUGUCUUCCACCCGAUCCAAAUCCAAUUUUUUGGAGUUGAUUCAAUUCUAAGGUUUCCACUUUGCAAAUCAAUUUUGUGGAUUUUGCUUUCUCCUCUCUGUGCAUCGUUUUGAUGGCCGCUUUCGCGAAUUACCUCCGGGUGGCACGACUUGGAACUAGUUCGGGUCUUAAUUUUUCGACUUUCAGAUCAAUCUCUUCUCCGAAUCCGACAUUUGACAGGACUCUGUUCGAUGACCACGAGAUUCGUUCUUCUUCUUCUUCAUCGUUGGUAUCAUCAUCUUCUUUGUACAGACAAUCCCACGCCAGAUUCAUAUCUCAACUUGUCAAAACCAAUGGGAAACGUUUGUAUCUCGUUGAUACACUCGCUUUGGUUAGGAGCUUAGAAGCACAGGGCCUGCCUUCGAAGCAAGCAGAGGCAAUAACCGGUGCUAUAACUGAGGUUCUGAAUGAUAGCUUAGGAGUUGUUUCUCAGUUGGUUGUUUCCAAGGGAGAGAUGCAGAAAACUGAAAUGACGCAGGAAUCAAACUUAUCCAAGUUCAAAAGUGAAAUCAACAGUUCACUGGAUCACCAUUUCUCAUUGCUGCAACACGAGAAUGAGAAACUCCGCAACGACAUAGAGCGAAUCCGCACUGAUAUUAGGCACGAGAUCGACAAAGUCACAGCAGGACAACGUUUGGACUUGAAUCUUGAGAAAGGGAGGAUACGAGAUGAGCUAACAAAUCAAAACGCCGAAACCUCUAACCUUACAAACAAACUUGACCGUGAGAUUCACACUUUGAGAGCUCAGUUAGAAGCGGCCAAGUACGAGGUGAUCAAGUACUGUAUCGGUACACUUGUAUCCAUCUCAGCUGUUGGUCUCGCUGUCCUUCGGAUCGUCAUGUGACUCUCUCGCUCUCCAUGGGAGGGUGUCGAUUUUAUGACCAAACUCAUCAUCUUGGUUCUUCUCUCAUGUUGUGCCAAAAAACCUGCCGGCGACCUCUUAUACUCCAAACCCUUUCAAUGACAGAUCGAAUACCAUCUAUAGUUGGAUUCGCAACACCAUACACAGAGCCGUGCCUAUGUAUAUUAAAAAGACACAUUGGUGUAGGGCAGCAGAAAAAAAGAUUAAUUAUAGGGCAGCAAUUUAAUAGAAAUUUUUAAUAAUCUAUAUUUAUUAUUAGCUACGUUCUGUAUUAAUCUUAAAUUUGGACAUGGGCCUUAAUGUCACAAUAAAUCAAAUUGUUA